Molecule: messenger RNA, 1110 nt
Organism: Gossypium arboreum
Lineage: Eukaryota; Viridiplantae; Streptophyta; Magnoliopsida; Malvales; Malvaceae
Exons: 4
Coding region: 1-1110 (369 amino acids)
Molecular function (GO): nucleic acid binding; zinc ion binding
Source: RefSeq, a predicted model, not a curated record
AUGUCCGUAGUGGAUUAUGAACGGGAAUUUCUGAGACUGAGCAGAUAUGCAAUUGAAUUUGUAUCAACUGAAGCUGACAGAUGCAAGCAAUUUCUAAGAGGACUUAUCAGAAGCCCAGCUCAGAACGUUCAAAUUCCAGAAUGUGAAUAUUGUGGAAAUGGACAUAGGGACGAAUGUAGAAAGUUAACUGAGGGUUGUUUCCGAUGUGGAUCCACUGAUCAUUUUGUUAAGGAUUGUCCAAAGAUUGGUAAGACAACACCAAUGGUAUCACAAAGAUCUGAAUCUACUUUUAGAGGUCGAGGAUCAGUCCGAAGUGGUCCAGUUGCUAGAGAAGGUACUAGAAGAACUAGUGAAAAUGCUACCCAGCAAUAUGAAGUAAGAGCUCCGGCCCGAGCAUAUGUCGUAAGAACUCGAGAAGAGGGAGAUGCUCAUGAUGUGGUAACAGGAAUAUUUUCAUUAUAUUUAGAACCUGUAUAUGCUUUAAUAGCUCCAGAAUCAUUACAUUGCUAUGUUAAUACAAAACUAACAGAGACGGAAAACUUAAAACCUGAACUGUCUAGAGUAACGAUAAAAGUGUCUAGUCCAUUAGGGCAAACUGUGUUAGUGAAUCAAAUAUGUCGAAGAUGUCCGUUGAUGAUUCAGGAUAGAAUCUUUUCUGUUGAUCUGUUGAUUAUGCCAUUCAGCGAUUUUGACAUUAUACUAGUUAAAGCUAGUAAGCUUCUUUACCAAGGAUGUGCUGCUUUCUUAGCAUAUGUUAUUAACUCCGAUUCAACUGAGAGUCAGUGCAGUAAAAUUCGGACUGUAUGUGAAUUUCCUAAUGUGUUUCCUGGAGAAUUGCCUGGAUUACCUCUUGAUCGGGAAGUUGAAUUUGUAAUUGAAGUAUACCCGGGCACAGAUCCAGUGUCAAUACCCCUAUAUCGAAUGUCACCUACUGAGUUGAAAGAGCUGAAGAUAGAUAUCAUAUUCAUGGAAUACGAUUCACUUUCAAGAUGCCUUGGUGGUGAAAUGGUAGACACACGAGACUCAAAAUCUCGUGCUAAAGAGCGUGGAGGUUCGAGUCCUCUUCAAGGCAUAAUAUUGAAGAUUGAAGCCAUACUUCAAAGUGCCUAG